CUGCGUACGAGGUCGUGGUAUAUCGAUGCCACGAUGCAGCAUUGGUUUUUCGCGUCCUGGCGUGACGCACUUUCGCAGCCGCGCGUUUUAGUUGCAUAUGAGCGGCUUUUGAAGAAAAACGGAAUUUCGCGUGAGGAGUUUGAUGCGGCGUACGGCGAUCGGGCACGGGUCGGCAGCAAGCGGGCGACCCUCAAAGUGACUCCGAGCUUGGCGGAGCUGCGUGCGAAACAGACGGUACUGAAGGGCGAAAUUUCGGAGCGGCAGACGGGCGAGCUUGUGCGGAACUCGGGCGGAAUCUACACUGCUUGCAAGGACGGAAUAGGCGCCCUGUGGUGCAACCAGUGCGCGGCGGCGCUUGGUGGAUCUUUGCGGGCCCUGUGUGCCCACCUCAAGUUGCACCAGGAAGACGACUUCGUCCGCAUCGUCGCGGAACGCGAUGGGUCCUACACACCGGCCGAGGAAUUCGCGUAUGGGAGGUCGGGCCAGUGUAUUCUGUCGAAAUACAAGCCAUCGCAGCGCUUUGUGCUUCCUCCGCAGCGGUUUCUCAACGGGGCAGAGGCGUCGAAGUUUAGCGCCCGACAGCUGAUUUGUCCGCACUGCUCGACGCACUCGAUAUCUUGGCCGCGCGAUUUCCAGAAGAAAGUUGGUGCGUCCCGACGCAUGAAGACGCACGAAAAGAAGUGCUGCGCGCAAAGAAAGCUCGAUUUGAAAUGCGAUCCGAUUCUUGAAGAUGAAGAUGAGAACGACACUAGUGACGUUGCGGAGAGUUGAGGAGUUCGAUAAAUUGGUAGUCUUAGUACACGACGAGCCACGAUGUGCGAAGCUGCAGUGACAAAACCCCGAGAUGCAGCUUGAAACGAACUCGAACCCCAACCCCUCCGCACGUCCCCCCCUAGUGCAGGAUAAAUGAUGAUGAUGAACAAGACUAAUCGGAAAGGUUGUAAGGAUGUACAAGCGUCGAGGAAAAAGAUCUCCAAAAACCUGACAUGUUUAUGUUAUCGCGUCGUGUGUG
Messenger RNA from Amoebophrya sp. A120, 1012 nucleotides. NCBI's taxonomy places the organism in Eukaryota, Dinophyceae, Syndiniales, Amoebophryaceae. The record is from the annotation of a GenBank genome assembly.